Onychostoma macrolepis is the source of this 924-nucleotide messenger RNA. RefSeq lists its product as uncharacterized. Lineage: Eukaryota; Metazoa; Chordata; Actinopteri; Cypriniformes; Cyprinidae. The record is from RefSeq and is a predicted model, not a curated record. Gene Ontology annotation, cellular component: nucleus. Gene Ontology annotation, molecular function: DNA binding.
AUGGUAGGCAGCUCAUUGCUCACUCAGGGCGGGUCUAAGAGGAAAGUCAGUCAAGCAAAAGAAAGAUGUCAGGAAAGAAAAAAACAGUACUCAAAGGAGAAGUUACAGGAGGCAGUUGAGGAAGUAAAGGCAGGAGCAAGUGUAAGGGCAACAGCGAAAAAAUUUGGCAUUCCCCACACCACUCUACAAGACUAUAAAAAAAAUAAAUAUGUCCACAACCCUCAUCCUAAUUCGGCCCUGACACCUGGAGAGAAGAGGCUCUCCUUUCCUUUAUAUUCUUGGUCCAGCUUUAAGGCCCGCCAUCCAGAAUUGGCCUCAAGGACGGCAGAUUCCCUGGACAGAGCCAGAGUCCAUGGUGCUACACCAGAGGCCAUUGAAGGGUUCUUCAAGUUGUAUGAGGCCCUUUAUGUGAAGCACAGUUUGGAGGACAAGCCACAUCUCCUCUACAACUGUGAUGAGACUGGCUUUGGAGACAAGCCUUGGUCCAGGGAGAAGGUCCUGUGUCAGACUGGGAGGAAACACAUCUACCAGCAGCAGCAGAUGACCAGGGAGCACAUCACGGUUCACUGCUGUGUGAAUGCAGCCGGGGACAACAUUCCUCCCUUCAUCAUUUACCCUGGCUGCCUCCCAAGUAACGCGUAUAGGCUGGAUGGGCCCCCCAAUGCCCUCUAUGGCAUCCAGGAGAAGGGUUACAUGGACUCAGAGCUCUUCCUGAAAUGGCUCCACCAUUUUAUCAGGUAUGCUCCUGAGGAGAGACCACUAAUUUUAAUCAUGGACCAACACGAGACACAUGUCUCAAAAGACGUAAUCAUGUUCUGCAGAGAAAACAAAAUUGAAAUUCUCUGCCUACCUGCCCACACCACACACAUACCGCCCCUGGAUAUUGCGGUUUUCAACCCCCUGAAGACUGCUUUCUCCACCAUG